AUGGCGGCGGCCGGAAAACGAGUGGUGACCCUCGGCAGCAAAGGCUCUUCUUUAACUCCUUCCUCCGUAUUCGAUGUCGCCAAUGGCUUCGCUCGCGUCACGAUCGACUCCUCCGCCCUCUCCCGCCGCUCCCACUCCUCCACCUCUUCGAAUUCCGCCGCCGCGAAAUUCCCAUUUACAGUUCCGAGUUAUUUCACGCUCGAAGAAGCUAGGGCUUCUUUGAUCCUCCUUGUCAACAAGUUACUACUUUCCUCGUCUUCUUCGCCCGCCGCAGCCCAGCUGCUCGAGAUCCUCGAGCGAGGUGUUGGGAUCUGGGAAUACACCCUGAACGACGUCGCAUCGUGUGAUUUGCCGCAGUUGGAUUUCUCCGUCGCGGCUAUCGACGGCGUCUCCGCCAUCCUCGACCACCGCUCCUCUGCUCUGGCCUCCAUCGCUGACGCCCUCGCAGCUCUCUCGUGCGAGGCCCUGCGAGCCGACGUGUCAUCGUUCAAUCUGAUGGACUCCGGUGACGGAUCCUCGGCGAAGGACGCCGUUGCCGUUGCCGCUGAUUUCAAGGUGUUUUUCAAUGGGUCAAAGCUGGUAAACACGGGGAAAAAGCUUUUGCAUCUUUCAAUGGCGGAGAUUCCUUCUGUCCAUGGCAAUUUCAGGGAAGUCUCUCGUUUGCUACACUCGAAAACUAGAGUUCAGUUGAAUUCCGGGUUCAGGGCGGGCUCGGCAAAGGACAUGUCCACUGCAUUGUCAUCGUUGGCAAUGUCCCUGUUGAAUUUGGGGGAUAUUAGUGUCCGCCGAUCAAACCUCCUUCUGGCCGAAUCAAUUUCGGAUACUAUAAUUCGUGCUCGGUUGGUGGAGAUGUUGCCUGCUGAGUGCCAGUCUGCAGGUACAUUAGAGGAGCUGCACAUGUCCUCACAAGCUGCUCUCAGAAAAAAGGACUACUUUUUGUUCCUGCACAGUAUUUAUGAAUUACUGGAUGUGGUCAGGAAGAUUGUUUCUUGUGAGGGGUUAAUUGCAUUUGUGGCGCUCGAAGGGAGUGAGAUUUUUUCCCAGACAAUUCAAGGGGUCAAUGGAAAUGUGGAUAAGGCUAUGGGCGGGGAAUGUGUGAAGGCUGAUAAGAAAAGUGAGAAGAAAAAGAAGGUGGUUUUGGGGAAAGGGUCAGUUGCUCUCGUGCAGUUCAUUAAAGACAGGUUGCUGGGUGGAGCAGCAAAAGCCGACUUGGAAAAAUGCACUCAGGAUUUCCUUGUCUUUCUGGACCCGAGGGGUUCGGGGUUUAAUGAUCUCAUUGUGAAAGUGAAAGAGAUUGUUGAAAGUAAUGAAAGCCGAAGGCUUCCUAAGCUCCCUAAGGGUACUCGUGAUUUUGCGAAAGAGCAGAUGGCAGUCAGAGAGAAAGCUUUCUCAAUUAUAGUUGAGGUUUUCAAAAGGCACGGUGCCAUGGCUUUAGAUACUCCUGCUUUUGAAUUGAGAGAGACUCUUAUGGGAAAGUAUGGAGAAGACUCGAAGCUGAUCUAUGACCUUGCUGAUCAGGGUGGGGAACUAUGUUCACUGCGUUAUGAUCUGACGGUCCCUUUUGCCCGAUAUGUGGCUAUGAAUGGUCUGACGUCGUUCAAAAGGUAUCAGAUAGCCAAAGUGUACCGAAGGGACAACCCCUCCAAGGGAAGGUACCGUGAAUUUUAUCAAUGCGACUUUGAUAUCGCGGGCCAAUUUGAGAAGAUGGGCCCAGAUUUUGAGGUCAUCAAGAUCUUGACCGAGUUGCUUGAUGAGCUCGAUAUUGGAGAUUAUGAGGUGAAAUUAAAUCACCGAAAGCUGCUGGAUGGGAUGCUAGCUAUUUGUGGGGUGCCACAAGAAAAAUUCAGAACAAUCUGCUCGAGUAUUGACAAACUAGACAAGCAGACGUUCGAGCAGGUCAAAAAGGAAAUGGUUGAAGAAAAAGGUUUGGCCGAGGAGACUGCAGAUAAAAUAGGAACUUUUGUUAAACACAGAGGAUCUCCCGUGGAGCUACUGUCCCAGUUAAAGAAGGAAGGCAGCGAGUUUUUGACCAACAGUGAUGCUAAGCUGGCAUUGAAUGAAUUGGACACUUUAUUCAACGCUCUGGUGAAGGCUAAGUGUGUGGACAAAGUAGCUUUCGACUUGAGUCUUGCACGAGGUCUGGAUUACUACACUGGGGUCAUAUUUGAAGCUGUUUUUAAAGGGGCUACUCAGGUCGGUUCAAUUGCUGCAGGGGGACGUUAUGACAAUCUCAUCGGGAUGUUUGGGACGAAGCAGGUUCCAGCAGUUGGGAUCAGCUUAGGUAUAGAGAGAGUAUUUGCUAUUAUGGAGCAGCUCCAAAAGGAUAAAGAUCAGGAAAUCCGAGCAACCGAGACUCAAGUGCUGGUGAGCAUACUCGGGGAUGACCUGUCUCUGGGUGCUGAGCUUGUGAGCGAGCUGUGGGCCGCGAAGCUGAAAGCCGAGUUCUCGGUCAACAAGAGGGUCGUCAAGCACAUUGACCGGGCUCGUGGGGCCCGCAUCCCGUACGUGAUAAUUGUGGGGGAUCAGGAGCUGAGCAGAGGGAUCGUGAAGCUGAAAGAUGUCACGGCUGCCAAUGAGUGUGAGGUCCCGAGAGGUGAGAUCGUGGCCGAGCUUAGGAGACGAGUCAAAUUGCCGAGAAAUUAUGAGAAGGCCCUCGAAAUAAUUGACAAGCACUUGAUGUUCUGGCCAAAGUUAUUGGUACACAAGACGAAACAGAGAUUGACUAAGAUGACACAGAUGAGGAUACGCAUGAGGAAACUUGCUCUGAAGACCAGAGAGAAAAUUAUGACGGUGCCGACAAAAGAAAAGAAACGAGAAGCUCGGAGAGAGGAAAAGGCUGAAAAAGCUGCAGUCUUGGAGAAAAGUAUUGAAAAGGAGUUGAUUGAACGUCUCAAGCAAGGAGUAUAUAACGACAUCUAUAAUUACCCUGUUAAUGAGUUUAACAGUAUCCUCGAUCAGGAGGUUGGGAAAAGUGCUGUUAGUGAGGAUGAAGAGGAACCUGAAAUUGAAUACGUUGAAGGUUAUGAGGAUCUUGAGGAGGAGUUGGAGGAUAUUGAGGAUUUCGGUGGUUUUGAUCUUGGAGAGGAUGAUGACAAUGAUGAAAUGGAUGGUGCUGACGAUGAUGAUGAUGACGAACAGAACGUAUUAAAGAAAGGUAGAAAGAGUCGUGGUAGGAAGCUGGAGAAAGAAGAAAGAGACCCCAAAUCGAGGAAGAAGGUCAAAGUACAUGUUGAGGUCGAGCAUGAAGAUGAGCCUGAAAGACAGACAGCCAUGCUUUAG
Striga hermonthica is the source of this 3279-nucleotide messenger RNA. NCBI's taxonomy places the organism in Eukaryota, Viridiplantae, Streptophyta, Magnoliopsida, Lamiales, Orobanchaceae. The record is from the annotation of a GenBank genome assembly.